AACAGGCAGACCCGUCAUGUACCAGGUGGUUCCCGGCGGAGCGGGAGGCACCAUUACAGACGUGAUCCCCAAGCAGAAGUGCAGCAAGGAGACCCGGCCCCUAGUGGGGGCCGGGGUCCUGGGUCUGGUGCUGGUGGUUGCCGCGGUGACUGCGUGGUGUUACUACAUCGCCUCGCUACGCAAGGCUGAGCUGCUGAAGACUCAGCUCCUGGAUCUGAAUAAAGACGGCUACAUUAUCCGCAACCAGGGAGGGUCAAUUGUCUUCAGAAUGGACUUCAGGUCAGGAACGCUGGAUUUGGAUUCCUGGUCCAAAGAAGAGCUCCUGAGCUGCGGACGCACCACGGACCGCCGGCUGAACUUCUUCAUUGAGACGGUGCGGCCCAAAGACACGGUGCAGUGCUACCGCGUGCGCUGGGAGGAACUGGUUCCUGACAUUCCUGUCGAGCACGCCAUGACGUACACGUUUGCACACUGGUAUGGGGGUGCAGUGUCAGCGAUUCAACACUGGCCUAUUUCUAUCCACGGCCAACAGGCUGCCAAGCCCUUUGUCACCGGGGACAUCUACUCCAACCGCAAUGAAUUUGGCGGAAUCUUGGAAAGUUAUUGGCUUUCAUCCAACGCUACGGCCAUCAAGAUCAAUAAUUCCGUGCCCUUCCACCUGGGCUGGAAUGACACGGAGAAGACCAUGUCCUUCCAGGCGCGAUACAACGACAGUCCCUUCAAGCCCAACCCGGGAGAGGCCCCGUGCGCCGAGCUGAGCUACAGAGUGUGCGUGGGCCUGGAUGUGACGUCCAUCCACAAGUACAUGGUCCGCCGGUACUUCAACAAGCCCAACAAAGUGCCGGCCAAGGUCAUGUUUCGCCACCCGAUCUGGUCGACCUGGGCCCUCCAUAAGACGGACAUCGACCAGGAGAAAGUCUUGACGUACGCCGCCAACAUUCGCAAAUACAAGUUCAACUGCAGCCACCUGGAGGUCGACGACCGCUACACCAGCCGCUACGGAGACUUUGAGUUUGACCGGACCAAGUUCCCCAACGCCUCGGCCAUGUUCCAAUCCCUGAAAUCCGACGGAUUCUCGGUGUCGCUCUGGACUCACCCGUUUGUGAACUACGACUCUGAGAACUUCCACACCUGCGUGCAGAGGGGUCUGUUUGUCCGGGAGCCCACGGGCCGGCUGCCGGCCAUGGUGCGCUGGUGGAACGGCGUCGGUGCCAUUCUGGACUUCACCAAUCCGGAAGCCCGCGACUGGUUUUCCUCCCAGCUGCGCUCGCUGCGCUCCAGGUACGGAGUGUCCUCUUUUAAAUUUGACGCGGGGGAGACCAACUACUUGCCCUGGAAGUUUAGUACCAGAACUCCCAUCAGGGACCCGAGUUUUUUCACAAGACGCUACACGGAGAUGGCGAUCCCCUACAACGACCGAGCGGAGCUGCGCAGCGGCUACCAGUCCCAGAACAUCUCCUGCUUCUUCAGACCCAUCGACAGGGACUCGGUUUGGGGCUACGAGCUGGGCCUCAAGUCCUUGAUCCCCACCGUGCUGACCAUCGGCAUUCUGGGCUACCAGUUCAUCUUACCAGACAUGAUCGGAGGGAACGCGUAUCUGAACCGCACGGACGGGAACGGCGUCCUCCCCGACCGAGAGCUCUACAUCCGCUGGCUGGAGCUGGCGGCCUUCAUGCCCUCCAUGCAGUUCUCUAUUCCGCCGUGGGCGUACGACAACGAGGUGGUCGACAUUGCUCGCAAGUACACGGCCCUCCACGAGAGUAUCGUGGCGCCUCGGGUCCUGGAGCUGGCCGGCGAGGUGCUGGACACCGGGGACCCGAUUAUACGGCCCCUGUGGUGGAUCGCCACGGGGGACGAGACGGCCUAUAAAAUCGACUCGCAGUUCCUGAUCGGGGACGACCUCAUGGUGGCGCCGGUCCUGGAGCCGGGGAAGCAGGAGCGGGACAUCUACCUGCCGGCCGGCCACUGGAGGAGCUACAAGGGGGAGCGGUACGACAUCAAGGAGCCGCUGCACCUCACAGACUAUCCGGUGGAUCUGGAUGAGAUCGCCUACUUCCUUUGGGUGUAGCAGACUGACGGAGACACGGGAACCUCCAAACGGACACUUUUGAAAUCAUAACUACUUAACAUGUCAAAUGUGAAAUGCUCAAAUCCUCAUCUCAGUGUAUUGCAUUGAAACAAAUCGAAGGAUGAUCUUGUAUGUAUGUAUUCAUAUAUAUAUAAUAUAUA
This is a messenger RNA of Pseudoliparis swirei, 2229 nucleotides long. It is a transcript of the gene myorg, whose product is annotated as myogenesis regulating glycosidase (putative). Gene Ontology annotation, biological process: skeletal muscle fiber development; carbohydrate metabolic process. NCBI's taxonomy places the organism in Eukaryota, Metazoa, Chordata, Actinopteri, Perciformes, Liparidae. Gene Ontology annotation, molecular function: hydrolase activity, hydrolyzing O-glycosyl compounds. The record is from RefSeq and is a predicted model, not a curated record.